AGUAGUUAGGGGUAUAAAAGAGAAGCCAGGAGAACAAACAGCACUGAAACUAAAAGUGAAGAGACGAGAAGAAGCGAGACACUCAGCACCAGCAGAAAUUAACAAUGGCAGACACAGCAGUUGCAACUCCCGCCGACAAGAAGGCGCCCCCCAAAUUCAAGCAGAGGACCACUCGCACCUUCAAGAGUAAGGCCCCAAAGCCUGGCCAGAAGGGAUUCGGAGACGACAUCCCUGGCAUGGAGGGUCUGGGCACAGACAUCACAGUGGUUUGCCCUUGGGAAGCCUUCGGUGACAUGGAACUCAGUGACCUGGCCAAAUACGGAAUUGUCUAGAACAUCUCAAGUCUUGCUCCUCUCAGUGCUCAAUUACCUCAAACCCGUUUUCCUACUUCCCCCAGCACCACUAGUUUCAAACUUCCUGAUGUCUUUCUUUGCUAGGCACAUCAUGGGAUCUUGAGAAACUUUCCCCAGGUGAUCCAAACAUGUUAAAAUAUAAUAACCAUGCAUUCAUGUUUAUACUUGAAAUGAGGAUCUAAGCACAACCCACACCCGCUGCUAUUCCUUACCUGCCUUUACCAAUCCAUGACCCCGCCAAUACCCCAGGAAUUUUUCCUUCUUAUUGUACAGCUAUUUAUGGAAGAAAUGUAUUUGUAUUUUUAUGACCAAUGCAAAUGGCAACUUGGACACAUUUUCCUCCAUAGGAAUGGGAGUUACAGUUGAAUAGACCUGAGAAUAAAUGUUGUCCCCGGAAAA
Molecule: messenger RNA, 752 nt
Organism: Corythoichthys intestinalis (scribbled pipefish)
Lineage: Eukaryota; Metazoa; Chordata; Actinopteri; Syngnathiformes; Syngnathidae
Product: retinal cone rhodopsin-sensitive cGMP 3',5'-cyclic phosphodiesterase subunit gamma-like
Exons: 3
Coding region: 105-332 (75 amino acids)
Biological process (GO): visual perception; positive regulation of epidermal growth factor receptor signaling pathway; positive regulation of G protein-coupled receptor signaling pathway
Cellular component (GO): photoreceptor outer segment membrane
Molecular function (GO): 3',5'-cyclic-nucleotide phosphodiesterase activity; cGMP binding
Source: RefSeq, a predicted model, not a curated record